This is a messenger RNA of Closterium sp. Yama58-4, 5280 nucleotides long. Lineage: Eukaryota; Viridiplantae; Streptophyta; Zygnematophyceae; Desmidiales; Closteriaceae. The record is from the annotation of a GenBank genome assembly.
AUGAUACCACUCGGGACCGAACGACGGCUACUAGUCACAGACGCGGAUGCCCAGGGGAGGCUGCUAUUUAUUGUGCUCUGUGCGGUCACGGCCGCGCUGCUCGUCGUCUUCGUCGCCCUCCUCGCCUUCCUCAUCUCCCGCCGCUAUCGAGCUGCCCGUUCGGCUGCCCCCGCGGAGACAGCGCAGAAGCUGCCGCUGAGGGCCAUCUGGAGAGCGACGUCGAGCCUGGGGGUGGCGCAGCAGGUGGGGGAGGGGGACUUUGGGCGCGCGUACCUGGGGGAGCAUCGCGGGGAGCCCUGGCUCGUCGUGGUCUCCACGUCAGACAACAUUGACGUCAUCAAAGCGUUCCGGAGGGAGGUCGACACCCUGGGUCCCGUGUCACACCCGUCACUGGUGCGCCUGGUGGGGUGGGCGGAGGAGGUGGGGCGCAACAUGCUCGUGUACAACCACCCCGCCCCGCUGCCGCCCUCCCCCGCCAUUCCCCCCUCCCCUUCUCCCCCCACCUUCCGCCGGGGCGGUGGCUCUUUUGCUGGCGGCUCUAAGAGAAUUGCUGCUGCCGCCGCUGGUGCUGGUGCUGGUGGUGCUGCUGCUGGUGGUGCUGGUGCUUCUUUUGCGCGGGCCAGCAUUAUGGGUGCCGGCGGUGGUGCGCACGCCAGUCGUAUCUUUGACGCUCUGGGCUCUGCUGCUGCCGCCGCUGGUGGCGCCGCUGCCAUCCGCGGUGAUGUUGCUGGCGCUGAGGAGGCAGCAGGCGGGGGCACGCUUCUCGAGUAUCUGCUUCGGCAGCAGCAGACUGGCGCAAUGGCAGACACCGCGCUGUCGCUCUCCUUUGAGCGGCGGGUGGACAUAGCGCACAGCCUAGCCGCGGGCCUACACCACCUGCACUGCUGCGUGGACCCGCCCAUCGUGCACCGCCAAGUCAACUCCGGCAACGUGCUGCUGCAGCCGCGCUGGCCCCACAGCGCCGACUCCCCUUUGGUGCACCGCCAAGUCAAUUCUGUCUGUGUUGCUGCUGCCACCCACAUGGACCCGCCCUUGCUGCACCGCCAAGUCAACUCUUCCAAUGUGCUCCUGCAGCCGCGCUGGCCCCACGUGAGUGCUGCCUCUGCGUUGUGGUUGACUCGGAAGUCACUUUGCUGGCCGCAUUAUACUGCUGCUGCUGCCACUCUCACCCUAUGCCAGUGCUGCUCAUUCUGCUUCCUCCUCCUCAUCCGCCUCUACCAGUUCUCUAUUCUGUUUGCACUCACUGCAUCUCAACAAUCCUCUCAACCUCACAACAAUCCUUUCAAGCCCCCCCAUGGCUCCCCAUUCCUUCCCCAGGCGCGUCUUGCCAACGUGGGCAAGGCGCGGCUGGCCAACGUGGGGGAGGUGAAGGGGCUGCCCUACGUGCCGACCAUUCACGGGUGGCGCAACCGGGUGGCAUACAUUGACCCGGAGUACUUUGUCGCGCUAAGGGCAUCUGCUGCCAGUGAUGUGUACAGUUUCGGCAUAAUCCUGUUCGAGCUCCUAACCGGCCAGCCAGCGGAGCAGAUCGAGCCGGCCACGGGCCGCCGCGCCUACCUCAACAUCUCCGCGCUCACCGCGCUCAUCCGCGCGCACCACCUCCCCCCUCUCCUCGACCCCGCGCUGCCCUUCCCGCCCACGCCCGCGCCCACCGCGCUGCAAGCGCUCGCGUCCCUCGCGGCGGACUGCACGGUGCGCUCCGCGAAGCAGCGCCCAGACGCGUCCGCCGUGCUGCUACAAAUGGAAGGGAUACGAGAAGCGGUGCAGAACGGUCUAGCGGUGCAGGGCCGCGGGGGCGACCACCUCUCGCUCUCCAUACCUGGCUCGCUCGCCGAGGCGGAGGCUCGGGGGAGGCUUGGCAGCAGAGGCGGGGAGGUGGUGGGCGGGUCGGGCAGGGAAUGGGGGUCGGCUGGGGAGUUGUCCGCCUCGCAAGGGUCGUCUAGGUGGAGCGCAGGGGGGCCUCCGUCCGUUGACUCUGGAAGCGGCAUGAGCGGCGGAGGAAGCUUCUCAGAAGGCUCAUCUGCGUUUUAUUCUGGCGAGCAACCCCGCGGGAUAGUCGCCUCGUCGUCCUACCCGCAGGCGCUCUCCUCUCUGCCCCACCAACCGCCCUCCCCGCAUCCACCCCCCUCCCCCCAUAUACCCAUCAAGCGCCCCUCCCUGCCGCGCACGCACACUGCCCCGCUCGUCGCCCCCAGUCUCCUCCCGACGCUCCCCCUGUUCGAAGCGCCGCACUUCUCCUUCCAGGCGCUGCAGCAGGCCACUGAGGGGUUCGCCCCGCACAGGCUGCACCGGCAGGCGCACCUGGGGGAGGUGUAUCUGGGGACGAUCAAGGCCGUGGGGGAGGUGAUGGUGGUGCGGCAGAUGGCGCCUGGGGCGGGGGAAGGGGGGAGCACGGGGGGAGGGGGGAGCUUCGGGGGAGAUAAGCGUGGUGUGGGGGGGCGGAGCGGGGAAUCUGGGAGGGGAGCAGAGUGGGGGGCGCGGGAGGAGGCGCGGGAGCGGGAGAGGGAGAGGGAGAGGGAGAGAGACGUGUGGGUGAGCCGCACAAUAGCAGAGGCGCACGCGUUGAGGAGAGUGGUGCAUCGCAACCUGGUGACUCUGCUGGGAUUCACCGUCACCACGGACCAAUGCCUGCUUGCUUUCAACCACACCGACGCUCCUGACCUCUUCCACUCGCUGCACCUGUCUGAGGUGGGUCAUCUGGUCGUUUCUGUGCUGGGAUUCACCGUCACCACGGACCAAUGCCUCCUCGCGAUGAUCCUGACCUCUUCCACUCGCUGCACCUCGCAGGUAGGGCAUGCGGCAGGUGGGACAGUGGUUGUGUGCGGUGAACAGGUGUGCGAGGCGCGGGUGCACGUGGCGUACGGUGUGGGGGAGGGGCUGCUGCAGCUGCACGUGUGCUCGCACCCCCACAUCCUGCACGGCGCGCUCGUCUCCCGCAACGUGCUGCUGCCUCGCGGCCAGCCCCCCCAGCUAUUCGACUUUGGCAUGUCACACUUCGCGGAGACCCGCAACGACGACUUUGCCUCGCCCUACUCCCAUGCCUAUAUGGCCCCAGAGUGCGCCACGACAGGCGAGACGGACAAGACCACCGACAUGUACGCCUAUGGCGUGCUGCUUCUUGAGCUCAUUUCCGGGAAGCUUCCAUACGACGAUGCUCGUGAUCCGCUGCAGCUGAGUGACUGGGCACGGCAACAGGACUGGAGCAGCGCAGAGUCAAUAAAGGAGCUGGUGGAUCCGCUUCUAGAGGGGAUGUACAAUGAGGAUGAAGUGCUCGUAUUGGCGUCCCUUGCAAUGAGAUGCAUCAAUGUGGAUAAGAGGGAGCGGCCGACGAUCAAAGAGCAGGUGACUUUCUUCCGCGUCACGCGCGUCGUCGCCGCGAUGGCGCGGCUGUGCCUCUUACUGAUUGCGCUCGUCGUCGCUGUCGUCUCUGUUACCAAUGUCGCGUGCGUUCACGGCUUGCCUUCCGCGCACGCGCUCGCUUCAGGCGAAGAAUCGCAGACGUUGAAUGUUGUUUUGGCGAAGAAAACUCCCCUCAGACGGCGAAUUCUCCAGGCCAAGAAGCGCCUUCGCCGCAAGCAGCAGCUGGACGACGGUCCGGGAAGCGCAUUGGCGGAAGAAACCCCGCGGAAGGCCAAGAAGGGCGCUGGGGGCGCUGCAGCGGCCGCGGAGGGAGGCGCGCAGCCGCAGCCGCAGCUGGACACGAUCCCCGCGCAGCUGCCCGCGCAGAUCCCCGAAACCCCCCCCAGUACCGCCAGUCUCCUCGACCCCGUGCCCCUCGACGUGCCCUCCGCGUCCGACCAGCCGUCCCUCUCCACGCCCUCCGCGCUCUCCGCGUCCCCUGGUGGAGGCCCCGCCGACUCCCCCGCGGACGAGCUCGCGGGGCUGACCCAGCGCGUGGCCAAGAGCGUGCGGGACGUGCGGGGGUAUGCCAAGCUCAAUGUGUCCACUGCGACCGUGCAGCAGGUGUGCGAGAUGGUGGACCAUAACCUGGCGCCAUGGACGCGCAUCCCCCAAAUCCGUGAUGGCAUGGGCUCUGCAGGCAUGGUGGCGCCCAGCCUCAUCAAGACCAUCAGCCAGCGCACCCGGUUCAUGUCGUGUGCGGGCCAUGUGAGGGUGGUGGACGGGUCAGUCUAUUUCCGCCUGGGCGGCUUCAUCACCGUCCCCUACCGCGUCAGGCGAUUUCUGCAAACCAUCCAGACCAUCCAGCGCGCAGUCGACUUCUACAACCUGGCGGCCAUGCGGGCGGAGUUUUUUGUCAACACGUGCGACCUGCCCAUCAGCUACGACAGCGACGUGGGCGGCAGCCGCCCGGUGGGGUUCCCCUUGUUCAGCACGCGUGUGGUGCCCGGCUCAGUGGACGUGGCCAUUCCAGACCCCCUCGACCUACCUGAGAACGUGGAUCUACCCGAGAAUGUUGAGGUGCCGUGGGAGGAGAAGGAGAACCGCGCUGUGUUCCGCGGGACGGCCAGCAGCUUCCCGUUUGAGGACUCGCAGAACUGGCGGGCGCACCCCCUCAUCCGCCUGCACAGGAUGGCGGAAGCGCGCCCAGACCUGCUGGAUGUGAAGCUGAUCGGGUGGAGCCGAGACAUUGAUGGGGACGUGCGCAAGAGGAUGGAGGCGGAUGGAGUGGCAAUGGUGGGGCGCCCCUCACUCUCCUCCGACCCUCCAAUGAGCAAGUUCAAGUACCAGAUUGUGUCAGGCCUGCCCUCCUCGCACCAGACCUGUGCCAUCCUCGCAAGAGGCGAGCAGGUGGCCAUCCGGCAGGCCUCCCCCUACGCGGAGUUCUUCACGCCACUCUUAAAGCCCUACGUGAACUUCAUCCCGGCCAACCGGCACUUUGACAACCUCAUUGAGAAGCUGCGGUGGGCGCAGAGCCACGACAACCACGUGCACCACAUGGUGGCCGCUGCUAAACGGGCGGCAAAGUGGGCAUGCACGCGUCACGGGCACACAUUCUACUGGGCCAUCCUCCUUAUAAAGUACUCCAAGAACGCGUUACAAAACCCAAAAACGAUCAAGGCCCCGAUCAACACACUCUGCCAGGACCCCCUCGAUCCUGCCCUCCUGGAAAUGGCCGGGCUUGCUCCCGCCUCCCCCUCCUCCUCUGCCUCGCUCUCUCUCCCGGACUCCUGGCCCCCCGUGUGCUCGCCUGACAACAUUGACCGCAGCGCUCAGCCCAAGUGUGUGUAUUACUGCAAAAAGGGGAUUAUCCCCGGUAAGAGCUUCGUCUGGGUUUCGGCAGAAGCCCUCAACGCUGGUGGCGGGGCACAGUCAGCGUAA